Molecule: messenger RNA, 1468 nt
Organism: Oryza sativa Japonica Group (Japanese rice)
Lineage: Eukaryota; Viridiplantae; Streptophyta; Magnoliopsida; Poales; Poaceae
Source: RefSeq, a predicted model, not a curated record
UGGAAAUCUGUACAGUGCCUCGAGAUCAAAGCAUCUGAAUUCACCAGCAAGAUGGGAUUUGUGAAUUUUAUGGACAACUUGGUACUGCGCCGUGGUUGCGUGCCUCUAGAUAGCCUUCGCAUGUAUACGCUAUAUCAACAUGGUAGUGUUUCCCUGAACCAUCACACCGCUAACAUGUGGGUUGGCUAUGCUUUGAGGAGAAAUGUCCGUGAGCUUCACAUCUGUGAGCAUUAUUCUGAGUAUUUUGAUCUAGACCAUUCUUCCUUCAUAUUGUCCCAUCUGAAAAUACUGCGUCUUCGUAAUGUUACCAUCAGUGACCUCUUUAUUUAGAAGCUUUUUUCUGGCUGUCCAGCAUUGCAAGAUCUUGUGAUGAUAGAUUGUUGCGUGUAUGCAACCAGAUUUUCUUCCACCUCUUUGAAGAAUUUAACCUUUAUCUCACAUAGCCCUGACAAUGGUGAUUCUGUUCACGAUGAUUAUAAAGAUCUUGUGAUAGAUACCCCGAGCCUUGUUUCACUCCACCUGGAGUGCCUUCCCUUUUUAGCUCCUUGCCUUGUGAAUGUAUCAUCCGUGGCAAAAGCCUACAUUCGCCUUGAUGAUAUGUCCUUCCCAUGUUUUGAUACGAAAUACAACAUCCUCAGUGGUUUGUCAAAUGUAACAAAAUUGAAGUUGCUAAAUGAAGAAUACGAUGAUGAGGAUGAGGAUGAGGAUGAUUCUUUUCGUUCAAGGCAAAACGAGGUACUAAAAAGGGAUCUCCGGAGGUGCCAAUCAUUCAAUAACCUAAAAAAACUGUCUGUCGAUGAUUGGUAUGUGGAUGUUGACCUAAGCGCGCUGAUUUACUUGCUUCGUUGCUCACCAAUCAUAGAGAAACUCACUCUGCAUCUUGGAAUGAUUGAAGGUUUGGCUUGGGAACAGUGGAUGAGUUACCCACAAGAAGAGACGCCAGACCUGUCGUUCAGUUGUGAGCGUCUUAAGAAGGUCAAAAUCAUCUGUGUGCAGGACGACAAAAGGGUGCCUGCUAUAGUUAAUGCUAUACUUGCCAAUGCGAACUCUCUGCCAGAAAUUGUUAUCAAACCGUACAAGCGUUUCGACUAGGUAGGUUCGGCACUUGGGCUCGGGCAGAUGUACGAGCAUGGUCCUCUGAUCAGUGAUUAGAUCCUCAUGAUCGGCAACCCAUGUUCAGUUUGUAGUUUAUAUGUUAAAGAUGAGAGUUGCUGUGGGUCAUACUGCUCUGCCCAGUACCAAAUCUUCCUGGAAAUCCUUUUUACUACUGCUGUUCUUCCACUUGAAACUUUUAUCCAUCAGCAUCAUCAUGGUACUUGUUAUUUGUUUUGUGUUUGAAGACUGAAGUCUAAGCAAGUCAUGUAUCUUUUGACAUUUUUCACCCCAAAAUUAAACUUGGCCGUGGAGAGUGCUCUUUAUAUGUAUAUGUCGCAAAAACUGCAGUUAGAGUUAAGUCCAAUUCUUUUUA